AUGGACGUAGAUCUUCCCGAGUCUCAGGACGCGUAUCAUCAAUUACAGACGUCACAUGAAUCAUUCAAUACUUUAAAUACGACCCAACCCAUAUCAAGUGAUCCGACGAAUCCGAAUCAGAAUACGAUUAUGACUAAUAAGAAGAAGAAUCUGGUAUUACAUGAAGGACCGGAUCAAAGUAGUCAUCCAAAAGAAUUAAAGGAUUAUCGGAUUGUAGCUUUACCUGCUACAUAUCGGUAUUAUAAACAAGAACAAGAACAAGAACAAGAGACGGAUAAAACAAGCUCUUCUUCUUCUUCAUAUCUCAUGACGGACUAUUGUUCCAAUGUGGUGAUUACGUCGAAAUAUACGACAUGGAAUUUCUUACCACUUUUUAUGCUCGAGAGUUUUCGUAAAUUAGCAAAUGCUUAUUUUCUUCUUGUUUCAAUAUUACAAUGUAUACGUAAUAUUAGUAAUACCAAUGGAGUUCCGACGAAUUUACCAGUGCUUGUAUUUAUUCUAUCAGUGGAUGGCAUACUUGCAAUUAUUGAAGAUCGAAGACGACAUGUGGCUGAUAAGGAGGCAAAUUCAGCACAAUGUCAUGUACUGACAGACACAUUUACAGGAUCAAGGAAUGCAUUGAAUCAUCCUCAUACAACAACAACGAGGCCAACGACUACGAGAACAAGUAGUAGUACUCAUGACUCGGAUAUUGUUAUCAUCCAUUGGGCUUCACUUACAGUUGGGUCAGUUGUGAAACUCUAUAAUCGUGAAACAGCUCCAGCGGAUCUAUUGAUAUUAGCUGUUGCUGAACCAAAUCCAAGUGAACCUGCAGGUAUUUGCUAUGUGGAAACCAAGAGUUUAGAUGGUGAGACAAAUCUCAAGUUACGUCAUGCAUGUGAUGCGACAAUGCAUGUGCAGACUACAGCACAGGUAGCUGCACUUACUGGACAACUACGAUGUGAAAAUCCUAAUAAAGCCAUUGGUCGCUUUGAUGGGACUUUGUCAGUGACGGAAGAAACAAAAAUGGGGGAGACACAUCCACAACCCAUUACAAUUAAGAAUGUACUGCUUCGUGGCUGUCAAUUGCGUAAUACUGAAUGGAUUUACGGUCUUGUCGUAAACACAGGCCCAGAUACAAAGAUCAUGCAGAGUGCAACAGCCACGCGUCCAAAGUGGAGCUCCAUUAAUGAGACAGUCAACAAGAUGAUCAUUUGGCUGUUUCUGAUGCUGUGCGUUUUUUGCAGUGUUGCUACGACUGUGCAAGUGAGCUGGCUUAGUGAUAACGUCGAAGCGAGCUGGUAUCUGAACUGGUUGCCCAACCUGACGAGUCAAUGGUUUGUUGGAUUUGGUUACUACUUUUUGCUGAUGUACCAGAUGAUUCCUGUGUCGCUGUAUGUGACUAUCUCGAUGGUUAUGUUUAUCCAGGCUAUUUUCAUGACUUGGGAUUUAGAUAUGUACUACGAAGAGGCGGAUGUGCGCAUGAUAGUGCGUUCUAUGGGAUUGAACGAGGAAUUGGGUCAAAUCUCCUAUGUGUUUAGUGAUAAGACUGGCACGCUGACGUGCAACGUCAUGGAGUUUCGAAAAUGCUCUAUAAACGGCGUGUCGUACGGUACAGGAACGACAGAGAUCGGCCGUGCCGCGCUCCGGCGCAAGGGUGUUGCUAUACCAGCAGAGAUGGAGUCGGACCCAGCUUCGCGUCAUGGAAAGAUUCCGUACGUUAAUUUUGAGGACGCACGGUUGUUCAGCGCGCUUGAGCGACCGAUUGCUGAUGACGCAUCAAACCGUGAAGCUGAGUUUUUCCUGCAUUUGAGUUUGUGCCAAACCGUGAUACCGGAAGCAGUGGAGGGCAGCUCCGAAGUGCGCUUUUCAGCCUCAUCACCUGAUGAACAGGCACUUGUGUCAGGUGCGAAGUUUUUUGGCUUUAGUUUUGAAUCCCGCGGUCUGGGUGUUGCUCGUGUGCGGGUGAAGCGUCCGGAGAUGAUUCGUCGCUUUGCGAAUGAUUCUGCCGGUGCGAAUGCUUUGCUAGAAUUUAAAAUCUUGGACGUCUUGGAAUUUACUAGUGACCGUAAGCGAAUGUCGGUUGUGGUCCAAUAUCCCAACGGAGAGUACUGGGUGCUCACGAAGGGUGCUGAUAACGUGAUUUAUCCUCUGUUGUCUAAGAGUAAGAGUGACCCUGAGAUUUUGAAGGAUACAAUGCAUCACUUAGAGACGUUUGGUGAUGAUGGUCUGCGUACGCUUACUAUUGCGCAACGAUGCGUGAGUGAGAAAGAAUAUUUGGACUGGAGGGCACGUUUCAAGGAGGCAAACUCUUCUUUGGAAGAAAUUGACAAGCGUAAGAAUGGCCAGCCCAACAAGAUCGACGAGCUUAUGACAGAGAUUGAGCGUGACUUGGAAUUGUUGGGUGCUACGGCAAUCGAGGACAAGUUGCAAAACAACGUUCCCAGUUGCAUCGCGAACCUCAUGCGGGCGGGUAUGCGAGUCUGGAUGCUUACGGGUGACAAGCAGGAGACCGCCAUUAACAUUUCGUAUGCGUGUCAGCUUAUGGAUAAUGACAUGCAGCAAUUUGUCUUCAAUUGCGAUCUAUACCCGACUACAGACGCCAUUCACAAGCAACUGUCAGAUGCAAAUGCGCAGGUACAACAAGGCAACGGUCGUCAUGCCGUCGUAAUCGACGGAGAAUGCCUGGAGUUGGCAUUGGCAGACGUUCGGUGUCAACAAGAGUUUUUGUCGCUGGCUAUGGCUUGUGAGUCUGUGGUGUGUUGCCGUGUGUCACCCAGCCAGAAGGCUGAGGUGGUGACUUUAGUGCGCGCUACUAACAAAAAGAUGCGAACGCUGGCGAUCGGUGAUGGUGCCAAUGAUGUGGCUAUGAUUCAGCGUGCACAUGUUGGUGUUGGUAUUUCGGGCCAAGAGGGUAUGCAAGCUGUGAAUUCGAGUGACUAUGCCAUUGGCCAAUUCUAUUUCUUGGAGAAGUUGUUGCUGCACCAUGGCCGUCUAAAUUAUAAGCGCAUGGCCAUUCUCGCAGGAUACAUGUUCUACAAGAACAUUGUGAUGGUGCUUGCGCAAUACUUUUUCAUGUUUUGCACGGGCUCGUCUGGCCAGAAGUUUUAUGGUGAAUUAGGAUUCCAGCUGUACAAUAUUUCGUACACUUCAUUUCCUAUCAUCGUGCUGGGUAUUUUUGACUACGAUGUGCCUUUUGAAGUGAGCAAAUACUUUCCCGAGCUGUAUUUGGUUGGACCGCGCAUGGAACUGUUUAAUAAUUACACCUUUUUCAAGUGGAUUUGCAGUGCUGUGUACGAGUCGGCUGUCAUCUUUGUAUUUGUUAUUUACGCUUUCAAUGAGAACCUUUCUAAUACGGGCAGCGCGCCGAUGGUGCAGUACGGAUUGCUUGCGUUCACAAUGGUAGUUUUGGUGGCCAACAUUAAACUAUCUAUGAUCCAGAUGUCUUGGAGCACUUAUGGUGGACUUUUGUGGCUUGCUGGCGUUCUUUCGUACCUUCCGCUAACGCCUCUCGUCUCGAGCUACUGGAUCUCGAUGUUUUCAACGGAAUACGGUAGUUUUCAAAACACGCUGGCACAAGAAACAUACUGGUUGGUGAUUCCAGUCUGUCUGGUUGUGUCGCUGAUCCGUCAUUUUACUUGGACCGCUAUUUGCCGCCGAUUCUAUCCGCAUCCGUGGCAGAUUGUCCAGGAACAUAUGACGCAGGAUGAUGAAGGCGCUUACAUUAAUUCAUCGUCUCCUAGCCGCGGUUACAAUGCACAACCGCACGAGUAUGUACCGGAACAGGCUCGACAUGUCGGUAAAUCUCAUGGAUCUGGUAGUGGCUUUGCGUUCAGCUACGAUCCUCAGACGUCUCUGGCUGAAUCGUACAUGUCAACGCACGAUGUGCGUCAAUCGUCUUCGGCAAUGAGUGAGGCAGAACAACGUAGCAGGAGGUCUCGAGAAGACUCACGUUCGUCUGAUUACGAGACUGCUCGCUCGGCUGAAGUCGUUGACUCUACGAAAGGAUCAUCCUCAACAGGACUUUUUCUCUAG
Molecule: messenger RNA, 4014 nt
Organism: Peronospora belbahrii
Lineage: Eukaryota; Oomycota; Peronosporomycetes; Peronosporales; Peronosporaceae
Source: the annotation of a GenBank genome assembly